Molecule: messenger RNA, 6052 nt
Organism: Saccostrea cuccullata (small rock oyster)
Lineage: Eukaryota; Metazoa; Mollusca; Bivalvia; Ostreida; Ostreidae
Product: glypican-5-like
Exons: 7
Coding region: 181-1944 (587 amino acids)
Biological process (GO): regulation of protein localization to membrane; positive regulation of canonical Wnt signaling pathway; cell migration
Cellular component (GO): plasma membrane; extracellular region; cell surface
Source: RefSeq, a predicted model, not a curated record
AAUCGACGGAGUGUUUACUCAAACAUUUUCAAUGUGUCACGACGGAUAGAGCGAACAGCUGAAGGCUGAUGUCAGUAUGCGAAACAUGUGAAAAGAGAUGUGAUAGAAUUGGUUAACAACUCUCACAGACUUGACAAAAUUUUCUGUUUUGUGAUUUUGUAUCCUUUAAUACCUUGGAAAAUGGCGAAAACUUGUUUGGGACAGCAUUUAGUGUUUUUCUUUCUGUGGACUUUUUACGUAUCGUUGGCGGAUCCAGACGGUGGGGCCCAGACCACUGGGUGCCACCGGGUAAAACAAGCAUACCUACGGGAACACAUCGGUCCCGCUAGUCUAGUCCCCAGUGAACCUAUUUAUGAUGGUGACAUUUCAAUAUGUUUUAAUGCUGCUUCUAAAGAUAAAAGUGAAAAAUCCUGCUGCUCCAAGGCCUCAGAACUGAGUUAUGUCACUGCUGCAGAAAAGUUUCUGCGAAAGACAAUUCACACAAAAAAUGCAUACCUGAAAAAAUUAGUGAUGGACCAUAUCUUACAGUAUGAAGAACGAUUGGAAAACGUAAUCCAGAGUUCGUACAACAGAACGAGCCAGCUGCUAAUAGACUUGUAUGAUAUUCCACCAAGUGUCCAUCAACAACCCCUAAAUGACUUCUACCAAGACAUUAGGACUUACUUAAAAAUGAAACAUGUGAGUCUGUACGGCUCUGUGAAUUCCUUAUUUGAUUCUUUAUUUCCAUAUUUGUAUAAAUACAUUAUUAAAGGGAAAAAUAUUUCAAUGACCCUAUCUCCAGAAAACACUGAGUGUUUAAAAAAUAAACGACAAGAAAUAGUCCCCAAUCCAUUUGGACCAUUGCCUUACAAUAUAUCCCAUAUCCUCAAUAAGGCUUUGUCUACAGCCAAAUCAUACAUGGAUGUGUUGACCUUGCUGGUGGAGACCAUCAAUACAACGGAUCAGAUGACCUUGACCGAAAAGUGCCAACAUGCGGUGACCCGUCUUCAGUAUUGUUCACAUUGCCAACAGGAAAUUGACAUCAAACCGUGCAAGGGAUUCUGCUUAAAUUCAAUGAGAAGGUGUUUGGCCCAGCUUUCUGUUAUAAGUAAUGAUUGGAAUGGAUUAAUUAUGUCAGUCGGUCGACUUCAGGCCUGGAUGGCCCAGAAGUAUGAUGCCGAGCACACACUGAAUAAGCUGGACGGGAAACUGGACACGGCUAUAAUGCAUGCCCUCACCACAAGCGAGAAGUACAUCAAUAGUACUCAACAAAUCUGUGGUUUUAGAACUCCUCCAAGUUCAAUGCAGGUAGUCCCCAAGGAUUUACCGGGAUCUUCCAGCUCUGGCCCCUUGAAAACAAAACGAGAAAUUGGCGGGGAAAUGUACGAGAAAAUUCUGGAGGUCAUGAAGGAGCUGCUGACCUCCCUGAAGAUGUUUGACACCAUCGCUGAUGAUAUCUGCGAUCAACAGAUUUUUUAUGACCAGGAUAUUAACAGUACUCAGUGCUGGAAUGGCCUUACAAAGGGGAGAUACACUGAGGUAGUUGAAGAUAUUCCAACCCUACUAAGGAGAACAGCUAUGGUUAUAGACCCCAAGCUUGUUAGCCUGAAAGAUAAACUAGCUUCGAUGAGAGUGAACCUGAUGACACGUUAUUCUGACUUUGACUAUGCCACGGACCGGAGACAACACAUGCAGUCGGACUCCUUUAAGUACGGGAGCGGGGACUACAGCGUACAUCACGAUCAUCUACUGACAGACGACGAGGACCUCUAUGGUAGCUCCGGUGAUAUGUACAGUGGUAGUGGUAGUGGUAGCACGCCCGCCAUAUUUGAUGUCACGGUAGAGGAUACCAGAUUUACCACAAAACUGCCUCCUAAAAAACCAAAUCCUGCAGGAGGAAGUUCAUGUUUGACUGUUUCCAUAGCAACAGUAUUAAUGGUGAUUUUGACAUUAACGGUGUUAUGAUACAUGUAGUGCCUUUGAUGUGUUAAAUUUUUGUUACAUUGAUAUAUGAAGAAAAAAUCCAAAAUUGGCUGGCCAUUCUUCCAGGAAACCUGAAAAACAUCUGAAGGUUCCAAGUACAGGAAUGUAUAGUGAAGAAUUAGUUGUUUUCAUUGUUCCAAAGAGAGCCAUUUUUUGUUGUUAAAAAUCAAGGUAUUUAGCAAACAAUCUUACUGUAAUGUGUAUCUGGAGAACUUCAAAUCCAGUAUAAUUGUUUUUAUCAUUCUCAUUGCUGUUAUGAGUGAAAGGCUUUAAAAUGUCAAAAAAAGUGCUGCAUGUUGUCUCAUUUUCAUUCACAUUAUGUAAAAGAAGGCUUGCAUGAAGAUUCUAAGGAUGUGAAUUCAUGGAAUAAUGUCAGUGAUUGAGAUAGGUGGUCCUGCUUUAGAAUGGUGCAGAAUCGGGAGGGAAUUGUUAGAGGUGUUUGGUCAAGGUUAUGGCAUGAUGUGCAAUCUUACAUUUUCAUUUUUGUAUAUGAUACAUGUUUCAUUUAUUAUAUUUUCUGUUCAUGUUCUGAGAACUUUUUAUGCAUAAUUUAAAGACACUUUUUUAGCAAGUUGAUUGUUUAUUUCUACAGACAUUUAACAAUGAAAUAUCUGAUAUUCUAUAAUCACUAUAACAGUCAAAAUGUUUAUUGUUUAUUGAAUUCUGAGAUGAAACCAAGUUUAAAUUGUACGUUUAUUUUUAAUUUUAUUUUUUAUGUAUAUAUAGCCACUUAAAAAUGAAAAUAAAAAGAUUAUCUGAACAGAUUGAAAGAGUUCAAAAUUUAAAGUAACACUGAGUAUCUUUUUUAAUGGAAGGGGGGGGGGCAUCAUUAACUCUCAAGACAAUUAAAGUAUUACAAUUUAUGUUGUGUAUUUUUGUUUAAUUGUGAUGUUAUAUAAUGUACAACAUUGUGUUAAUGAUAUGUACAUACAUGUAUGUAAUAUGAAUGAAUCAGAUUCGUGAUGUAUAAAAUUUUACGUAUUGUAUAUUAUUUUGUGUUUGAUGGACUCAAAGUCCACACGUCUUGAUUUCCUUGUCUUUGUAGAAAGAGUAAAUUAAUAAGCAGAAUAUUUAAGUGUGUACAUGAAUCAUUUGUCUUUUAUUCAUUAUCUAUCUGUGAUUUCUAUAUAAUUUUUGACAGUACCCCAUGUGGAAGACGCACUAGUUUACUAUUUCACACAUUUGAUUUAUUAUAGAGAUGUUGAUUUUCUUUUGUACUUAACAAUAUACCUCUUCCCUCCACAAAUGACUUUUCCUGUUGUAGGUUAUGUAUUAUAUAAACUGUAGAUCACUUAAUUUUCACGACACCUUAUUUUCACGAUAUAGUCAUUUACUCUUUAUUAGCAAAACAAAAUUUUAACGAAUUGUGGUCAGUACUCUAUAUGAUCUUAAGAAAUUCUAUUAUACGCGAGAAUCAAAUUUUCGCGAGCAUAACGUCUCGCGUAAUUACACGAAAAUAAAGUUCUCGCGAAGAAAAAGUGAUUUACAGUAAGUAGCAGCAAUUAAAAGAUAAUUCCAUUCUAACUGAAGGUUGUCUUCAUCUACAUACUGGGGGAAAAGGGGAAAGAUACUUUAAAUAAAAAUAUCACCAUUAUUUCAACUUUACCUACACUAUCUCGUUAUCUCGAUGCCACCAUUCAAAAAUUUUAAACAUGUAACCUGUUGAAUUGGAACAUACGAGGGUUGAUCCAAAAGUAAUGUCACAACUUCAAUAAAACUGCUACUGGUCGAUGUACAACAACAUAAUUAUGAACAAUGGAAGCUAUAUUUAUUUCAAAUCAGACCUGAAAAUUUUAAUUCAAGGUAAAUAAUACUUUUAAAAAUAUAGAGUUAUAUACACUAUGCGAAUUUGGUAGUAGCUGCAUCUAAAUAACGCCAUGUUAUGGAUACUCGCCGUCAUACUUAAAAACGUUUCCCAAUAUAAUUAUUUGAGAUUCUCGGAAUAUGUUCACAAAUUUCUGUUCUUUAAUGAAUUCUUGGUAGCCAUUGUGCAUUCACUCUUUUCAUAACAAAGUCCUUUGUCAAAAUUCCUAGAACAAUGAAGUAAGGCAGUGUUUAAAUACAUUUACAUAACAGAUACACGAUGUCUUUUGACAACAUCAGAUACCGUGAGUGUUAAACAUUUCCUUCCGACCAUUCUACUUUCAGCCUUCCUGUCUUCUGAUAAUGAUUCAAUAAUCUAUCACACUUCCUAAAAUCUAUAAACAUGACUGUUCUUUACUUUUUUAUCAUUGUAAGUCUUAUCAAUCAGUGUAACUGUCUAAACUGGUAAUUUCCCCAUUUUGAAGUAAAAAUGCAUAACAGCUCGUUACCCCCCCCCCCCCCUUUUUGACACUUCCUUUGUUCAAUGCAUCAGAAUGAGUAUGAGUCAAAUACUAUUUUUUCAAUCAAAAAUUACAAUGGCGUCGUUUAAUUUUAACUAAUCAUUAGACAAACAUGUUUAUACUAAGUUAAUUUUGUCUUUUAAAAUUUUUAGGCGAUAAGACACGUUUGAAAUGUUUUUUAAUGUGUUUGUCUUUCACAUCCUAAAAAAUUCUUUAAAAUGUGACGUUUAGAUGUGUCGCGGCGACACCCCCAUUGUUUGAUUUUUUAAACAUGUAUAAAAUUAAUUUAAUUUAACAUUAUUAGAAAAAAAAGUUUCUAUGUUUAUUACAUUUAUAUAUGUGCAUAUUUUGGUAUAUUGUAUUUGAUAAAAUGACACCAAACACAAAAGAUAUGUACACUGUGACAUUACAUUUGGAUCAACCCUAGUAUCUAUAGUAUGUACACAGUAAUUGGUCUUCUGAAAAAAAAAAUGGGGGGAGUUGAAAGUAUUUACUAGCUUGUAACAAAGUUUUUUAAAAUUAUUCACGUAUAAUUAUACUAGCCUGGAAGUCUACAAAGAAAACUGUACUUGAAAUAUGUAGAGUUUUACGAUAAUGUAACCCAAAUAGAGACGAAGCAAAAUAAUAGAUGUAAUUAAUCAGUUUUAAAAGAUAUUUAUCAUUUUGGUAGAAUCAUCAGAAACAUUCAUAAGAAAUCCUAGCUGUAUAUGGCGUAAUUUUUGGCAGACUAUCAUACAAAGAUCAUAUUACAUCUCAUAUAGGAUAAAUUUAUAUAUUGCUUUGAUUUUUCUGAAGGUAUUUCUCUUAAUUAUUUAAAUGUGUGAUUAUGAUUGUUAAAUGUGAAUCAUUCUAAAUGAGUUGUAGUGACUGGUGUUAUAAAAGAGACCUGUAUGAGUGCCUGUGUAUGGAUGUCACUUUGUACAGUUCAAUAUGCCAUCUUAUACAGAAAUUGCAAAUCUAUUUUUUUUUUGACUGCAGAAAUUUAAAGUUUAUAAGCUGUUGUGAAAAGGUUAAACAAUUUUUUCUCUUAAUAAAUUGAAAAUUCUUGAAAUAAUUAUUUUUAGAAAUGCAUGUAUUCCAAGAAAUUACCAUAAGGCCAUCCUUAAAAUAUUGUUUGUUUGGAAUUGCCGCCUGAAGGGUUUCAGACACAGGAGGGAGGGAGGGAAAUUAUUUUUUUUUAAUUGAAGAUGAAUCUUAAAUUUUUGAUAAAAAUCUCAGCAAACAGUAAAUACAUUUUCUGACUUUAAAAAAGUAUCUACCAUCAACAAAAAACCUAAUUUUACAUAGAUCUGACACUAUAUUUCAGUGUUUUGUAUGGUGCAUGUGAUACAUGUAAUGGAUAAAAAAAAAAAAUUGAUUAAAUGAAAAAAAAUCUUCCUACUUUUGGUCAAUAAAAUUUUUUCAGGAGGGGGGCAUUUCAAUGAGGCGGGAGGCAAUUCCAAACAAACUAUAAUUUUAUUUUGGCCUAAUUCAUGUUUUUUUUUUAAUUUUCAUUUUCAUUUUACUUGCUUAUCAACAUCUUUUUUUUUUCAAAAGAACUAAAAUUUUCCAUAGUUUCUGAUUAAAUUUUUAGUAGAAAUGAUUUUAUUAAGUAUCCCAAUUUUUUGGAAGAUUUUGAAUUACACUGAGUUUUGUUUUAAGCCACAGCUUUGCAAAACAACAUUCUGGAUUUUAGUUAAUGUCAGAAAUUGCAGUUUCUGUUGUUUACAUAAGAAAUGUUUCUAAUCUAUCUUUAUAUUUUGUUGAUUAAAUCGUGAUAUUUUAAA